AUGCUUAAAUCCCAUGGCUUCAAGCGAUCAAAAGCUGACCACACUCUCUUCACACAUCGCACCUCUAGAGGAAUUGUGGUCGUCCUUAUCUAUGUCGAUGAUAUUAUCAUCUCCGGUGAUGACAAGGAUGGUAUACAAAACACCAAAGCUUUCCUCCACUCUACUUUUGCUAUUAAAGACCUUGGUGAACUCAAAUACUUUCUUGGUAUUGAAAUAUACCGUUCUUCGGAGGGUUUAUUUCUCUCCCAACGAAAGUAUGCUCUUGAUCUUUUAAGUGAGACAGGUAAACUUGGUGUGAAACCGGCACCGACACCGCUUGAAGAAGGCUACCAGGCCAAGCGAAAGGGGGAGCACAAGCAGAACCAGGAUAAAGAUGCUCCACUUGAUCCGUUGCAUGCACCAUAUGAAGAUGUGACAAGAUAUCGGUGUUUGGUAGGUAAGUUGAUCUACCUCACCAUUACACGACAUGACCUGUGUUAUGCUGUGAAUGAGGUGAGUCAAUUUAUGAAAGCAGCAACCAAGUACCAUUGGAGUAUGGUGGAACGCAUCUUAAGCUAA
Camelina sativa (false flax) is the source of this 558-nucleotide messenger RNA. The record is from RefSeq and is a predicted model, not a curated record. Lineage: Eukaryota; Viridiplantae; Streptophyta; Magnoliopsida; Brassicales; Brassicaceae.